UGUGCAUCCAAUGUCAAAAUCCUUUUUAGUACUAAUAUUAUGAUGUGUAACGUAUACAUUCAACAUGCUAGUACUACAGAAAGCAAUAGUUAAUGUAAUACAUUAAGGGAAUUGUAUCUCCUCAGCAGAUGUGCUGGAGUUCAAACCGUGCCCACUUGUGAGCCUGGCAGAAGGGCAGGAUGGGGUACCCCCUGGUAGACGCUGUUAUGAGGCAGCUGUGGCUCACUGGCUGGAUGAAAAACUACGUGCAGCAUGUGGUGGCUUCCUUCCUCGUCGCUUACCUGCACCUUCCCUGGCAAGAGGGCUAUCGCUGGUUCCAGAGCAGGACACACUUUUUGGAUGUUGCUAUAGAUGCCAUGAAAGGUGGCAUGUGUAGCCUGAACUUUGUCAUGCAUCCUGUCUCUGCGGCGAUGACCUGCGACCCCUUCGGAGCGUUUGUGUGAAAGUGGUGUCCAGAGCGGUCAGGGCUGCUGAUGAAUCAUCCACACAGGCAGUGCCCCACCUCACUACUGCACAGAGCUGAGGAGGGUGUGGUCCUGGAUCAGAACUACCCAGCAUAGAUUGUGACUGACCUGCGGGCCCAGCCUCUGCAGUACUUUGCUCUAGUGUGGCAGCAGUUUGCUCUGGAUUAUGUUGACAAGCGGUCAGGCUGUGAUCUGGUGCCAGUCCCUAAGCAGCUGGUGGGGCAGGCUCUGGGAGGGGGAGAGCUGGUGAAGAGAGGGGGGCGCUUCCUCCUGCCUGUCACCACACGUAAAAAGUUCCAGUACCAGGUUCUGGACCCGGCCAAGAUCAACCUCUUCAACUCAGUGCUGAAGGGCUAAGUCAGCCACAAUAAGGACGAGACUGUGGCAUUCAUGUACGAGCGAGACUGCAUGGCCAGCGGGCUGAGUGAAAGUACCCACAGGCUAGAGGGAUAGGAGAGGGACCAGCGCGCCCUGGAGGGGCUGCCUCGCCCCAGAGAGCCAAGAGGAAGAGGAGGACCUCCAGGCAGGACCCCUUCAACAUGGACAUGGUUGUCCAGCCGGGCUCACCCACUUCAACAGUUGAGACAGGAGAAUACCUACUUUUGUUUUUCCACUUUUUAUAAGCGGUGU
Molecule: messenger RNA, 1094 nt
Organism: Polyodon spathula (Mississippi paddlefish)
Lineage: Eukaryota; Metazoa; Chordata; Actinopteri; Acipenseriformes; Polyodontidae
Product: deoxyribodipyrimidine photo-lyase
Biological process (GO): entrainment of circadian clock by photoperiod; circadian regulation of gene expression
Cellular component (GO): cytoplasm; nucleus
Molecular function (GO): FAD binding; DNA binding
Source: RefSeq, a predicted model, not a curated record